Messenger RNA from Rosa rugosa (rugosa rose), 1596 nucleotides. Its product is annotated as zinc finger BED domain-containing protein RICESLEEPER 2-like. The transcript is spliced from 2 exons. Gene Ontology annotation, molecular function: DNA binding. The coding region runs from base 1 to 1596 and encodes 531 amino acids. The record is from RefSeq and is a predicted model, not a curated record. NCBI's taxonomy places the organism in Eukaryota, Viridiplantae, Streptophyta, Magnoliopsida, Rosales, Rosaceae.
AUGAUGAAGCUCCUGCAACUCAAAGCAGGUUCUGCAACUCAAGCAGGUUCUGCAACUCCAAGUGAUUCUGCUAAUCCGGUUAGUUCUGCUAAACGUAGUUUUGUUUGGGAACAUUUUAAGGAGUAUGACAAGAUUGAGAAGGGUAAAGAUGCUAAAGGGAAUGAGAUAGACAUUGUUAAAAAAAGAGCUCACUGUAUUUACUGUCCUAGAGGGAAAAUUGGAGACUUUGCAAUGGAUAGUUCUAAGAAUGGGACUUCGGGGAUGAUUAGGCAUAUUAAUCAAUUUUGUAGGCACUAUCCACCUAAUAUUAGCAAGACUCAGAGGGUUCUUGUAGGUGAUAAGUCUCAGGGAAACAAGCUAACUGCAGUAGCUUACGAUCAAGAUGACUAUCUAGAAGCUUGUGUAGAAAUGAUUGUCAUAGAUGAGUUGCCCUUUACCUUUGUUGAGAAGAAAGGUUUUAAUCGGUUUUGUACUAAAGUGUUCCCUCUGUUUAAAGUACCCUCUCGUAGGAAACUAGUUACAAACUUUCUAAGAAUGUAUGAUGCACAGAAAAAAGAAUUAAUCAAGAUUUUGAAGGCUUAUAGGGUGUGUCUCACAACGGACACUUGGACUAGUGUGCAAAACAUCAACUAUAUGGUGCUUACUGCCCAUUGCGUUGAUGUUGAUUGGAAAAUGCACAAGAGGGUUAUAAACUUUUGUGUUAUCCAAAAUCAUCAAGGGGCAACUAUAGGCAGGCUUAUAGAGUCAUGUUUACUGCAGUGGGAGAUUGAGAGAGUUUUAACCAUCACUGUCGAUAAUGCAUCUGCCAAUAAGUCAGCUUUAGAGUGGCUUAUAUCAAAGAUGAACAAAUCUGAAGGUUACAAACCAGUUUUAGGUGGUAAAUACAUGCAUAGGCUGCAAAAGAGUGUUUUAGCCAUUAGGAAUGUUGUCAAGUAUGUUAGGUCUUCACCUAAUCGACUAGAUAGUUUUCGAAAAGCUGUGGAAAGGGUAAAGCUUCCUCUUAAAGGGCUGGUUUGUCUUGAUGUCCCAACAAGAUGGAAUUCAACUUAUCUAAUGUUGGAGACAGCCUUAAAAUUCAAGAAAGCUUUUGUUAGGAUGGAGGAAGAUGAGGGUCAGCUGUAUCUAGGUUAUUUUAAGGAACCAGAAGAGGAGUAUGAUGAGGAGGGCAAUCUGAUUCCUAGUACUAACAAGAGAAACAGAGUUGGACCACCUGCAAAAUCAGAUUGGGAAAAAGCUGAGAUUUUUGUUGAUCUACUUAGAGUUUUUUACGACGUGACGCUGCGAGUUAGUGCAAGCUUGCAUCCAACUGUGCAUACGACAUUUCAUGAUGUCAUAAUAAUGGAGAAAAACAUCAACAGCCUAUUCCUUGAACCUGAGAUAGCAACUGGUUCCGAUACAGCAAAUAUGAAAUCUAGGUUUUUGAAAUACUAUGGCAGCUUUCAAGACCUCAACCACUUGGUUAUUAUUGAACUUGUACUCGAUGCAAGGUUCAAGCUUAGGAAUUACACACAUUCCUUGAAGGAAGAGGGUUUGGAUGACUUUGAUGUGCAACACGAAACCGAUGAGAUUAAAUCUCUAGAUGGCACUCUACGAUGA